Molecule: messenger RNA, 1409 nt
Organism: Tilletiopsis washingtonensis
Lineage: Eukaryota; Fungi; Basidiomycota; Exobasidiomycetes; Entylomatales
Exons: 3
Coding region: 33-1358 (441 amino acids)
Cellular component (GO): U2-type catalytic step 1 spliceosome; U2-type catalytic step 2 spliceosome; Prp19 complex
Molecular function (GO): metal ion binding; pre-mRNA binding; U6 snRNA binding
Source: RefSeq, a predicted model, not a curated record
UCCUCCACCCCCGCUGCUCGCUGCCGCACACCAUGAACGCUGCCAAGGCAUCCGCCGCAUUCGGCGGCGACGGGCCCUCGGCGCCGCCGCCGUCGUCGUCGUCGCCAUCGUCGUCGGCCGUCGCACUCGCCGAUGCCUCGGGGUCGGCGGCGCCGGCGCCGUACAAGGCGCGAGCGGCGCGCAAGCAGAUCACCACGGCGCGCCUCGCCGCCAUCCGCCAGGAGGCCGACAAGAGCGGCAACACGGGCCAGGCCUACAACAUCUGGUACAACAAGUACAGCGGUGGCGAGCAGGGCGACAGCAUGGGCAACAAGACCAAGGCACAGACGCGCUGCGACGUCGCGCGCGACGCCGGCUACACGCGCGGCGACAGCGCCGCCGUGCGCCCGUACAUCUGUCUCUUCUUUGCGCGCGGCUACUGCCCGCUGGGCUCGGAGUGCAACCACCUGCACCGGCUACCGGCCGCCGCCGGCAUCUCGGAGCAGGGGCGCGACAUCUUCGGGCGCGACAAGCACGGAGACUACCGCGACGACAUGGGCGGCGUCGGCUCGCUGCAGCGCGUCAACCGCACGCUGUACGUCGGGCGCAUCAUCGAGGAGGCCGACUCCUUCUCGCGCCCGCAGAGCGCCGGCGGCGGCGGCGCCAAUAUGCCCGCCGGCGGCGGCGGCUGGGCCGGCGGCAAGGUGCUGCAGCAGGCCAAGGCCAGCAGCGGCGCGGGCGGCAAGCUGCGCAAGGAGGGCAAGGAGCAGAUGUCGGGCACGGAGCGCGUGCUGCGGCGGCACUUUUCCGAGUGGGGCGAGAUUCAGCGCAUCAAGGUGCUGCACACGCGCUCGUGCGCCUUCGUCACGUACGUGCACGAGGCGCAGGCGCAGUUUGCCAAGGAGGCCAUGUCCAACCAGUCGCUCGACCACGACGAGGUGCUCAACGUGCGCUGGGCCACCGACGACCCCAACGAGGGCGCGCAGAAGCGCGACCGCGACGAGCGCGAGAGUGAGGGCCGCGCGGCCAUCGAGCGCAACCUCACCGACGAGCAGCGCGCCGCAGGCGCCGCGGUGCGCGCCCUCGAGAUGGCCGAGCUCGAGGAGGAGAGCGACGCCAAGCGGCGGCGCCUCGAGGAGGAGGCGUACGCCAAGCUCGUCGAGGAGAACGAGCGCAACUGGGCGGAGAUGGAGGCGCAGGAGAUGCUGCGCCUGCAGGCCGAGGAGGAGGCGGCGCUGCAGCAGCAGACGAGCCGCUUCGUGAGCCGCGAGGCGCUCGGCGGGCUGCUGGCGCUGCGCAAGGAGCCGCCGCCUCCGGCGCCGAAGCAGAGCGCGCUCGGCGGGCUGGCGGCGUACGGCAGCGACAGCGAGGAGGAGUAGCCGGCAAUCGCAUCCACUUGCAGGCUACAGCGUCUGGUGCUGCAUGAGGUG